UUGCCAAUUUUGGAAGAUCUCCAUUCUAUAGAAGUAAGAAAUACACAAUGAACUCGCAAAAGAAAAUGAAGGAAGAUAUCAAUUGUGGAGAAAUUAAACUGAUCAUUGAAAGCGUAAAAGAUUUCAAAAAAAUCAGCUCUUCAGUUGGCACAGUUAUCAAUCUGCCAUGGAAACUUAUACUCGAAAAUCGGAUAAAUUGAAAAUCAAUUUAUCAUGUAAUGAAGAUUCGGCAAACACUUUGUGGAAUUGUCAAGCGGAUAUUGUUAUGCAACUAAGCUAUUUUGAUACGAAAUCUGAAGCUCGAAAGAAAUUGGAAACAAUUUUCGAGAAAAAAUUGUUUGAUUCCAAGAACAAGAAAUUUGAAGAGUCAAUGGAUCAAUGGGCUGAGAUUUUCAAUGAAAAACGUGAACUUGAGGGAACUAUUGAAGUGACAGCUAAUCUGAAAAUAACAAAAGUUCAAGGAUAUCGAAAAAGGAAAAUGUUUGAUUACUCAACGGAUCAUCAUCGUUAUUUCGAUGGAAUUCUUCUUGUUGAGAAUAAGAAAAUCCACGUCAAUAAGAAAAUUAUGUCAAUGAGUUCUACAUUCUUCGAGAAUAUUUUCUUUUGUAAUUUCAAGGAGAAGGAAGCGAAAUUUGUUGAAAUCCCAGGAGUAUCUUACGAUGAAUUCAUGAUAUUUCUUGACUUCAUUCAUCCCACCGGGCGACAAAUUGAAUCUGGAUUUUUGGAGAAUAUGAUGGUUCUAGCUGAUUUAUUCAUGACUGAUUGCGUUAUGAACUCUUGUGAAGAAUUUCUCAUCAAAACAGACAAAGUUGAUAUGGCAAAAAAGUUGAUAUUGGCUGAGAGAUUCUCGUUGUGUGAAUUGAUGGAUCACUGUCUCAAUAGCUUCAAAACGGUUCGAGAUUUCUUGCCGUUUGCAAAAUUAGAAUUCUAUUCUGAAAUCUCUGAUGACAUUAAAUCAGCCCUCAUGGAGCGUCUCGUUCAAAUCAAACGUCUUGGUCUUUCCUAAUUGUUCUAUUUCAAUAAAGCUUGAAGAAUCGUUCGAAA
Molecule: messenger RNA, 1044 nt
Organism: Caenorhabditis elegans
Lineage: Eukaryota; Metazoa; Nematoda; Chromadorea; Rhabditida; Rhabditidae
Gene: Y59E9AL.8
Product: BTB domain-containing protein
Exons: 3
Coding region: 167-1006 (279 amino acids)
Source: RefSeq, marked reviewed